AUGAGGAAGAAGAGACGGAAGCACAGACCUGGUGGUGGUGGCGGAGGGCGAAAACCAGAGGAGGAAGAAGCUGGGAAGAGAUCUGCAGGAGAAAAGAUGACGGAAGCGAGCGCCGUCCUCAGUCGCUGCUGCUUUCUCCGGCACUCGGGCGAUGCUGCUCCUCCUCCUGCCGCCGCUGUUGGAAGGCCGAUGGUUGUCGGUGUCUCGACGGCCCGGCCGAGGCCUGCCAACUUAAAACCGCUAUUCUUCUGCAAGCAGCACUCGAGUCGCAUCAGCGCCAGCGCCCAGAACGCCGCGAGCAGUUCGCCUCUGCGCAAGAUGGACGAUUACAAUGCGGCCAUGAAGCGGAUGAUGAGAAGCCCUUAUGAGUAUCACCACGACCUGGGGAUGAACUAUACCCAAAUUACUGAGAAUUUGAUCGUCGGGUCGCAGCCUCAGAAGCCUGAAGACAUUGAUCACCUGAAUAAGGAGAUGAAUGUGGGCUACGUGAUUAAUCUGCAGCAGGACAAGGACAUAGAGUACUGGGGAAUUGAUCUGCAGUCAAUCAUUUCUAGGUGCCAAGAGUUUGGUGUCUGCCAUAUAAGAAGGCCGGCAAGAGAUUUUGAUCCAGAUUCACUCAGAAGGCAACUGCCAAGGGCAGUUUCAUCCUUGGAGCAUGCCAUUUCACAAGGAAGAGGAAAAGUUUACGUCCAUUGUACAGCAGGGUUGGGAAGAGCGCCUGCUGUUGCCAUCUCAUACUUGUUUUGGUUUUGUGAUAUGGAUUUGGAAACUGCAUACGAUUCAUUUGUUUCAAAGCGUCCUUGUGGACCAAGCAAGCAAGCAAUUCGUGGAGCUACAUAUGACCUGGCUAAGGAUGGACCUUGGAAAGAGCCUUUCGAGAACCUCCCUGAAUAUGCUUUCACUGACAUUGCCGAUUGGGAAAGAAGAUUGAUUCAAGUUCGAGUUCGUUCACUCCGUGAAAAUUAAUUCCCCAGGUAUAAGCAGUGCAUCUUAAUAAAUCUGUUACUGCACUAGCACCUCAGUUUCCACACAAUCCAAUUUGUCACAUUAGAAAAUUGUAUAUGGUUCCUGCCUUAAUCUUUCUGAGAGGAAGGCAGCAGAUGCUACAUAUUAGAGAAUAACAUAAUCCCUAAAGAAAAUGCAUUUGAGAUAUUUUGCAUAUGAUGCUGUGAAUAAGAAAAUUCCGUUGAUGAAAAUUGGAGUGUAGUUAGGACUUAAGAGUAUGUCUAGAAUUCUGCAUCCAUUUGCAAUUAUUUUCUGAUGCAUUAUCUGCAUAAAUUUAUAUAUUGUUAUCUACAUUAAAAAGAA
Molecule: messenger RNA, 1308 nt
Organism: Nymphaea colorata (pocket water lily)
Lineage: Eukaryota; Viridiplantae; Streptophyta; Magnoliopsida; Nymphaeales; Nymphaeaceae
Product: phosphoglucan phosphatase LSF2, chloroplastic
Exons: 4
Coding region: 1-966 (321 amino acids)
Biological process (GO): protein dephosphorylation; starch catabolic process
Cellular component (GO): chloroplast
Molecular function (GO): starch binding; carbohydrate phosphatase activity; protein tyrosine/serine/threonine phosphatase activity
Source: RefSeq, a predicted model, not a curated record